AACACAGUUGGAGGGAAGGUGGGUCCCAUUAUGUCAAAAGGAGAAGAGUCCCCAAGCAUUGAAGUGGCAGGAUCUGGGUGUGAGCGCCUACACCGUGCCUUGUGCGAGUGUCACCGGCGAGUCGCCCCGGGCCUACCGCGAGAUGUGGCGUGCCGCCACCUGAACCGCUCACUCGCCGAUUGCCUCGUUUCACUCGCUUGCCCUGCAGAGAUGGAUGCCGUGCGAAGCCUCUGCUCCAGCAGUGGAACCUCUGUCAAGCGUUCUCAGUGCCAAGAAGCUAAACUCGCCCUUUCUAUCUGUCUCUCCUCCCAUCAGAACCCAUAGGUCAUAACCCAUAUAGUUUCAGGAAAUCCUCGAAAUUUACUAAGCUUGGGCUUGCUGGGAGAUGAUACCUUGCAUUCACUAUUAGUUAGAGUCUGGUGCAACCUGACUGGAAAAUUGAAUAUUGUUUUGUGCCUUGUGAUUUUGGUAUGUAUUUAUAUUUUAUGAAUACCCUAUUCAUGAAUAUUUUUUC
Molecule: messenger RNA, 514 nt
Organism: Telopea speciosissima
Lineage: Eukaryota; Viridiplantae; Streptophyta; Magnoliopsida; Proteales; Proteaceae
Exons: 2
Coding region: 31-324 (97 amino acids)
Source: RefSeq, a predicted model, not a curated record